UCUUCGCUGCACAUACCGCUCGCGUCCAGCCCAGGCGGGCAAGUUCGCAAUGCAACGCGAUGCACUGCCCGUCACUUGAUGGACUGGACUCUUAAAGAGUGCAGCGCGAUAUCGAAUGCUCCGACUCUCUUUCUUGCUUGUGCUCACGAUUUCAUCGGAGUGAACGGGCGGUGUUGUUGGUUCACGUUGCGUCUGUGUCUGUCCGUCCAAUUGCUGAGCAAAUAUUCUGGACGCCGGCUCCGUUGUUUGCUGGUUUAUGGUCUCAAGAAUAGCUAAGCGACUGAAUGGCAAGGUCGAGGACGUUAUACAUCACAAGGAUGCGCAGCCCAGCAGCGGCGGUGGCUCUCAGAUCUCUCGUGGCGCUGGGGGCCGUCGUGCUUCUGCUGCUGCUUCUGCUCGGGGCCACGUGGCUUUGGCGUCCUGCGAGUGACCCGCUGCCGGGCCUCAGCCGGCCCAAGCGGGCCCCCCUCACCGCGCCCGUGCCCAUCGCCGAUGAUGAGCGACGAGCGCUCACCGAGUACCACAACCGCCUGCGAGCCAGCGUGCACCCACAGGCGGCUGACAUGGAGCACAUGUCGUGGGACUGGAAGCUCGCCGAGAUGGCCGAGGCGUGGGCCAAGCAGUGCAAGUGGGGACACGGGCCCACUGAUGAGAUCGACGCCAUCGGCCAGAAUCUCGCCGUCUACGUCGGCAGCGACCGUCCACUCGCCUACCACGUGCAAGCGUGGUUCGACGAGGAGGAGUGGUACCAGUACCCCGAGGAGAAGGAAUGCAGCCCCGAGUGCCCUCACACCUGCAGGGGCCCCAUCUGCACUCACUACACGCAGCUAGUGUGGGCAGAGAGCAGCCGCGUGGGCUGCGCGGCGCACACCUGCCUGGACAUCUCCGUGUGGGACGCCGUGUGGCCUUACGCCCUCUACCUCGUCUGCAACUACUCCCCCAAGGGCAACUGGAUAGGCGAGGCCCCAUACCGCCAGGGCACGCCAUGCUCCCGGUGUCCGCCGCGGUUUGGCGGCUCCUGCCGUGGCGGCCUCUGCUACCAGGCCCCGAAUACCACAGCCCAGAACUGGGACCUUGACGAGACUCAACUUGGUGAGAGACGCCCCAAGAUCCCGUUGAUCGAGACUCCACGAGCCCCUGUCCUGAUCCCCGGUCCCAACAGGUCACUGGAGGUCAGAAAUCUCGAGCGAACCAAGCCACGGAAUCAGGCGAUUGCUAAAGCCAUAGGUCGCCGGGUGACGUGCAGAGCGAAGAUGCGAGAAGUCUGCAAGGGGUUUGCCUCCUUCAGGUUCUUGUGCCCAGAAAAUUGCUCCCAAAGCACAGCGAAUGUCAUUGGGACGCACGUUUACGAUGUGGAGUCGGGGCUGUGCCGAUCGGCUCAACACACAGGGGCCCUGGGUCCUGGGGGCGGCUGGAUCGACGUGAAGAGACGGGGUCGCACACAUACCUUCAACGGUUCCGCACGGAAUGGGGUUCGAUCCCUCGGGAAGAGGCGCCCAGCCAACUCAUUCUCCGUCUCUGCAUCACCAGUGAGGGAGGUGAGCUGUAAAGACACAUUGAGGGAUAUCUGCCCGCUCAAAUUCCCACCACCUCCUCGCUGUCCCCGGUUUGUUUGUCCGCCGAGAUGCACGCAAGCCCACGGGAUUGUGGUGGGAACGGGCAUUUACUCGGACACUUCCAGCGUGUGCCUGGCGGCCGUGCACGCGGGCGCUGUGACCGCGCACGGCGGUGGCCCCGUGGACGUGGUCCCUGCCCAGCAACGGAAAGUUUUCAACGCCUCCCUGCGGCACGGCUUGCGGUCCUUCGGGGGGACCCGGACGGAGGCUGCCCGGGCGUUCUACGUGUUCCGCGUGCUCUGAGGCUGGACAGGUCAAAAACUGCAUCGCAUUUUAUGUUCUUGUUCGAAAUCAACCGAUUGAAAAAGAAAAACAUUUAUCGUGACCAAAUAUUCCUUACGACCAGAACUAAACUAUGGAGUAUUCUCAGAUCCAUAUGGCAGAGAAGCCUACAACGUAGCUCGUGAAUGUAUCCUUCAUGAUUCAGUUUUUUGCCAAACAAAUGUGGUGCAGUGGUUAUCGCACUGUGCCCUAAAUAACAAAUAUAGCAAAAACCAUAACGCAAACUCCGGUCAUCCUCGCAGGAGCGGCUUUUGGCUAACCAUUGAACAAAGACGGUGACUGCAUCGCGCGCUUUCAGAUGCGCUUCUGCGGCCGUCUGGAACGCUCUUCCUUCCGAUAUCAGGAAGCCACUGGAGCUACGCACUUUUAAAUCUAGAUUGAAGACUCAUUUCUUUAGGAACUGCUUCUUGUGUUGAGUUUGUUGUCCUUCCCCCAGACCUCUGAUUAGCACGGUUGGCUAUACGUAGCUGCUGGUCACUCACCGCAUGACCCCAUUGCACUGAAUCGGGCACGAAUCGAUGCAUCGAUGACCAUCGAUCAUUAAGGUCGCAAUACUGCACACGCUUCAAAUCAUGUCCGCAGGAAUCGGUUCCUUACAUUACAUGCAACUUACAUGCAAUUUACAUGUAAGUUGUAUGGCAUACAUUCAAUUGAUGGGCUGGGGUCAACAAAGUUAUUUGGGACCUGGGCAUUAAUAAAAAAAAUGUGGAUGUAGCCUGAUCCUAGCCAUAAGUAUUACACUAACGUUUGAUGAAUUUAGUCAAGUCCACAUCCACGGUAACGAACAAUUUCGACUUGUAAUGCUCUGCACAGUGUCCGCUCACUCUCGAAGACAGCGCACUGCUCGGAGGAGCGAGGGGGAACCGGUGACACGCGGGGGAAGGCAACCACGCCGUGAGCCGGUGCCAACAAUUGCCUGAGCUCUGGGGUUCUCUGUCUAUUAAGGUGUUGUUGGCCAAAUGAAUAAGUGUUGAUGAAUGUGGGAGGAAAUCGGAGCACCCAGAGAAGAAAAAUAGAUUGCAGUUAGACUUUUAACCCUAACCUCGUAGUGGCUGCAGUCCUUACGAUUAAAUUAUGUCACUUGUUUUGUUAUGCUACAUCGCUCUAUCGUAUUGAGGAGAGUGCAGCCGUACCGAUCCAGCUUUCCAUGUUGACCAAUAUUGUACAAUGCUCUUUGAAUGCGAUACACUUGUCAGAUGAACGUAAUGUUGUCCCAACACAUGCAAUAUUAAACCUUGUUAAAUAUAUUCAUCUCUGAAUGAAUGGGUGAAUAUAUUCUGCACUUGUACGAACGGCUAAAAUCCCUCACUCUGUAAGAUUCUGUAAACAUCAUCAGAAAUACAUGUCGACAACAUAAAAUGUAUUCCAUGUCAUUUGCAUGCGUUUAGUCCACUGUGUACAGGGACUCCUCUACUUACGAACGAGUUGGGUUCCAGAGGUCUGUUCGUAAGUCGAUUUGUUCGUAAGUCCAACUUUACUCCUGUCGAUUCCAAACAUGUUGUACGGCGUGUACACUUAAUACGGGGAAUAGCCUUAAACGUUGUAUAAUCUCCUGUAGAUGUAGAUGCCACUGGUUCUUCAUGUUCUGCAGAUGUAGAUGCCACUGGUUCUUCACGUUCUGCAGAUGUAGAUGCCACUGAUUCUUCAUGUUCUACAGAUGUAGAUGCCACUGGUUCUUCAUGUUCUGCAGACGUAGAUGCCACUGGUUCUUCAUGUUCUGCAGAUGUAGAUGCCACGCGUUCUUCAUGUUCUGCAGAUGUAGAUGCCACUGGUUCUUCACGUUCUGCAGAUGUAGAUGCCACCACCGCCAUCUGUUGCGUGGCGGUUGAACUUACGACUCUCGGUCCGAACAGGCAACUCGACAUACGGACAGGUUUUUUGUAUCUCUGAAAGUUCGUAAAUCGAAUGUUCGUAAGUAGAGGAGUCCCUUUAACACUUAGGCUUUCGUGACCAAUAUGAUCCAUAAUACAGUUUUUUGGGGGUUAGAUUCCGUAAAUAUAAAUGUGUCGUUAAACCCGCCACCACCCGACACAGCCAAUUAGUAAGGUUUGUCACGUAAACAGAACAUGCCAAUUCGUUACUCGUACAGCAGUAUAUAUUUACGCGAUUUAACCCAAAAAACCUGUAUUAUAGAGGAGUCCCUGUAUACUGUACAGUAUUACAUUGGGCUGCAAGUUUGCCAGAUGACAGUAUAGCAAUGUAUUGCAUCCAACUCCAUGGAGCUCUGUUAUUUCUUUGUAUGUAUGGGCCUUCUCUGGGGACUGAAGUUCACGUGCCUCACUCACGCACUGAUUUUAGGCCAAGUUAACCUAGAAUAGGCUCAGGCCAGGUUUGUAAGGACAUUAUAUUUACAGUCCUGCACAACGAUGCACAUACACGAUUGAUGUGUGGAAAUGUGAACAGUUUUAUUGAACAAAUACCAACUUUUAAACACACUUUCAUCUUUCGCGAUUUUUCUUUUAAAUACCACGUGUACAACCCUUUACCAGUCCACUGCUGGAUGAGUGGCUCCCCACGCCCUUCAGGUCGUGAGGGUUAUUCGACCAUACUUCACCACACUGGUCAGUGCGAGUUGAUGGCAAGGAAGCAGAUGUGGAAGCAUAUAUGUGCAGUACAACGAUGCAUUUUCCUGCACUGCCCAUGCUGCCGUAGCCUCGAAGCAGCCUAUAGCACCUGCAAUACGUGUUGGUCACCCCUGCAAGCACUAUCCAGGCCAUGCACCUGCUUAGCUUCCAAAGUGUGAGAAUAUUUGGGCACACUGCGAGUACUGUGCCUUUGAAUUGUGAAUUACUCAAGAAAAAUUGAAACCAAACAUUUUCACACGUUCCCUCAUACGCAGUUGCUUAGCUUGCUAAAGGCGUGUUGCUACUUUUACUUUCUCAGUUUCUGAAUAUUGUUAAGUACAGUAUUGGUGUGUCACCCUAUCACCAAAGUGAGUUUAAAAUAAAAUAAAAAAUGUUGUCUUUA
Lethenteron reissneri (Far Eastern brook lamprey) is the source of this 4865-nucleotide messenger RNA. RefSeq names its product cysteine-rich secretory protein LCCL domain-containing 1-like. The record is from RefSeq and is a predicted model, not a curated record. Gene Ontology annotation, cellular component: extracellular region. NCBI's taxonomy places the organism in Eukaryota, Metazoa, Chordata, Hyperoartia, Petromyzontiformes, Petromyzontidae.